Molecule: messenger RNA, 349 nt
Organism: Paramuricea clavata
Lineage: Eukaryota; Metazoa; Cnidaria; Anthozoa; Malacalcyonacea; Plexauridae
Source: the annotation of a GenBank genome assembly
AUGAGAUCCAACUUUGGCAUAAGUGGUAAUGAAUUACUCUGGUUUGAAUCAUACCUAACGAAUAGGGAACAACAAUGCGUAGCUAAUGGGAUACUGUCCUCCGUUGGAAAAUUAAAAUGUGGGGUCCCCCAGGGGUCGAUCCUGGGGCCGUUGUUAUUUUUGCUCUACAUCAAUGACCUACCACAAUGUCUCCAAAAAACCACGCCGGGUCUUUAUGCUGAUGACACGGAAAUUUACGCGUCAUCACAUAAUGUAAAUGAUCUUAUUGACAACAUAAAUUAUGACCUAAAUAUUGUUACGCAAUGGAUGGAGAAUAAUAAGCUACAAAUUCAUCCUAAGAAAUCUAAAU